CAAAACAAACCCGAUAGAGCUGCAGCAGCGUGUGGACUCCAUUGAAAAGUGGGCCUUAUUAUCUCAGAUACGGGAGCCUACACGAGGUCCAGCACGAAGAGGGACGUAUGUGGGGCGUCCUUAAAGCAGAGGAGCCCGAGCUCUCGGCAGGUACACGCCCCCCCAACACUAAACACAUCCACUGCUGCUGGAAAAAAACUCGACACAGCCAGAAAUUUCCAUGUGAUCUGAGACCCUAAAGCAUACAGAGACCAGACCAGACCAGACCAGGUUGAGCCCAGUUACAGACUCCCUCCCUCUCCCCCUCCCCACCCAGCCUAGCAGGCUGCAUCCACCAGCACUCUGCGAUCGUCUCCCUCAGCAGUAAUUUAUUGUGCUGAUCAGACAACCUCACACCACUGGGACCGGACAGGAGACCCAGAGGUUCCCCCCGCUGGAGCUUUAAGCUGUGCCUGGCAAUGCCUCAGCCCAGCGUCAGUGGGAUGGAGCCUCCCUUUGGGGACGCCUUUCAGAACUACUCAUUUGCUGACCAGGCCCUGACCAGCACUGAGCUGCUUGCCACCAGCUCUGACCCAGAUUUCAUGUACGAAUUGGACAGAGACAUGACCCACCGGCAGAGCCCCUGUGGGGACAGCGUGGUGGGGGUCGGGGACGGAGGAAAGGAGAUGGAGGGCUGUGUGGAUCAGCUCAUGGGUUUAGGCGAGUGUGAGACAGUCUACAGCAGCUCAGCGUUUGAACAGUGGGACACCUACUGGGAAGACCUCACCAGAUACACACGGCUGGCCAGCUGUGACAUCUGGGGAACCAAAGAGGUGGAUUUCCUUGGAUUGGAUGACUUCUCUAGUCCCUACCAGGAUGAGGAAGUGAUUAGUCGAACCCCGACACUGGCUCAACUCAACAGCGAGGAUUCACAGCCUGUGUGUGAGGCGCUCUACCCCCCUGCUGACUUGACCCUGCCUGCCCCCCAGCCUCAGCCUCAGUCCUCCCAGUUUCCCUGUCACAGUAAGAGACCCCUGGUCCCCGGCCAAGGAUUUGGCCCCGGCUCUGCACGGCCUUCCCCAAGCUCCACGUCCUCAUCUCGUCCAUCCCACAGUCUUCUGCCAGACUUCCCUGAAAGCUCCCAAAAAGCCACCAGGCCUGUCCCCUCCAGCACUGAGACUAUGGCUAAGACCCAGAACCACCUCAGUCUCACCCAGGACCAUGGCCAAGCUCAAAGCAAGUCCCAGGGGCGAGGAACCAAGAUGGUAGCCCCAACUUCCCAUGGCUCUGACUUUGUGCGGAAGGCUAAAGUCCGUGUGAGUGCUGUGCAUAAAGCUCAACCCGACAUACCCUCCCAGACAGAUUUUGAGAGGCCAGAUCCACCUCUACCUCUCUCCCAGCCCCAAGAUGAAAAGGCUUCCACUUCAGCUAGCGCCACCUUGGUGGGACUUCCUGGCGCUGCUGCCAGUGGCUCCAGCAGCCUGACGAGCUUUGAGAGGAGGGCCGAGGGGAUGGCGAGGAGAGAGAUGCCUAUAGGCUGGCCGUCUGCCACCGUGCCUCAACUAGUGGAGGCGAGCCAAGCCCUGGAGGGCAGCACCUCUGGGCUGGUGAACAGCGGCGAUAGUGUGGCAGGGGCAAGCGGUGGCGUUCUGGUUGUUGAGGGCACGGAGAAGAGCAAGGAGGAGGAACACAACUACUCUCUGUUCCUGACCCGCAGCAGACUGGCCAGCAGAGCCCACUCCCAGCUGGAGGAGGAUGAGGAAGAGGAGGACGAGGAAGAGGUGGAGGAGGAGGAAGGCGACGGGCUGGAGCUAGAUGACGAAGACCACGAUGAGGGUUUUGGCAGUGAGCACGAGUUGUCUGAGAAUGAGGAGGAGGAAGAAGAGGAGGAGGAUGAAGACUACGAAGCAGACAAGGAUGAUGACAUGAGCGACGCCUUCUCUGAGCCAGGCUGUGACAUGGAGCUGAUGGAGGAUAUUAAAGGCCUGACAGCAGGAGUCUCCAGCCGGAAGAGAGGCAAGCGCCGCUACUUCUGGGAGUACAGCGAGCAGCUCACCCCCUCUAAACAGGAACGUAUGCUUAAGCCGUCUGAGUGGGACAGACACACGCUGCCUAGCAACCUGUACCAGAAGAACGGGCCUCUCCAUGGAAAGUACAUGCUGAAGAAGUCACGUCGCACGGAUGUGGAGGAUCUGACUCCCAAUCCACGCAAGCUGCUUCAGAUCGGCACCGAGCUCCGCAAACUGAACAAGGUGAUCAGCGACUUGACACCGGUCAGCGAGCUGCCGCUGACCGCACGACCCCGGUCCCGCAAGGAGAAGAACAAGCUGGCGUCCAGAGCUUGUCGUUUAAAAAAGAAGGCCCAGUAUGAAGCAAACAAGGUGAAGCUCUGGGGACUCAGCACAGAGUACGAUCGGCUGCUGUUUGUGAUCAAUGCCAUCAAGGAGGAGAUUGUGGUGCGAGUUGAGGACUCUUCUCCGCGUCCAACCAACAUGACUGACACUCUGGAGCGGCUCAUCCAGGAAACACUUGUGGCAUCACCAGUUGCCGGGCAGACAUCCGACUUUGUCAACAAGAUCUUGGAGAACACAGGACGCGGCGAUCCCACCGGUGGACUGGUCGGCCUGCGAGUCCCCACCUCCAAAAUCUAGACAAACCGCGGUCCACUGAGAGGAGUGGACUAAACAUUACCACCGUGCUGUCCCAUUGUAACUAUGCUCCCCUCUGCAUGCCCCUCCAACCCCGAGCACAUACACAUUGUUAGUCACACAAACACACAUACCACUCCCUGUGUGUAUGUAUGUGUGCUUGUUUAUAGCCAUGCACCUGUAGGGCAUACACCCUAGCUUCCUGUCUCUGCACAGUGUGCAGAGUCAGUGCGUCACUGUCUCCCAACCCAUCGUGAGCAUCUGUUGGGAAAUGCGCCUCUAAAAGCAAGUGAUGGUUAGGUGUAUAGAUAAUAGCACGUCCUAAAUCCAAUGGUGAUUUUUAGAAAUGUUUAACAUAGUAUUGUGUUGGGUCAGUUCGGUUGGAGGUCUGCUUCCUGGGCUGAGACAAAGACAGUCACACGAGUGCAACCACUGGAAUACUUUCACACAAUUUGUUUGAGGUUGUGAUGACAGAGGAAGAACUGUUACACGUCGGACACCAUCAGAGGUUCCAGUUAUCAUUUCCUAGAAGAGAUUCACCUCACAUGGCAACAAAAGAUUAACUCCAGGAUGUUAAAUUGACCCGCUGACUAAAGCACUUCGAUGGAAACGACUUUGUUUGCCAAGACAGCUGCGGAGAAAAAAAAAAAAGCAGCGUUCUCCGAGGCGUUAUGGGGUGGCAGGAAAUAUUUUGUAUUGAAGGCCUAAAUAUAUUCAUGCCAUCCCCCGUUUGCCAAUCAGCUCUGCUAUUCUUAAAAUGUAGGAGUUAACAAAAAGCAAAUUAAUGCUCUAAACAUAAAAGCAGUAGAAGCUGAAAGUUAAGAUUUCAAAGAUCCUGCUGGGUUGAAGUUUGUGGCAGGCAGGACGAAGCUUAAUGGCUGAUUUUGACAACGUUGACUUAUACAACAGGAGGUAGUUGACCAUGUGGAGAGGAAGCGCGUGUGGUUUGGUGCUUUUUGGCCUUGUGCUGGAUAUAACUGGACUGGGUGAAACAGGCACUUUGCCAGUUUGGGAGCAGACUGUGAGGAAGAUUAUGGUGGUGAUGAAGAAAACACGAACAGUGAUCCAUCUCCUCUAGGAAUCUGUACAUAGAAGUGUCUCCCAGUGAAAAACGGCACCGGCUCCCCUUUUUGUACAGUAGAGAUGACCAGGCUAACAGUUUGGUGUGUUCAUACUAGUGUUUGAUCAGAGUUCUAUUCAUUGUGCCUUGUUUAUGUAUGUGUGUGUUUCUGUAAGUCUGAGUGAGUGUGUGUGUGUGUGUGUGUUUGUUUGUGUGUGUGUGUGUGUGUGUGUGUGUGUGAGAGGGACUGAACGGGAAGAGGUGAUUGGUCAGAACUCCCUGAGGUCCAGCCAAGGAGAGGACUACUUUACACUGAGGGAGAUUGCUAGUGAAUGCGAGGUGGGAGACACCUGUUGGGUUUGUGGUGUAUUUCAGUCGUUUAAAGAUAUUCUGAAUGUACAUAAAACAAAUGGAAGCUCUCGUUGCGUGAUGCCACAGAGUCUGUGUAUAUAGGAGGGCUCUGCAAUAGAUUACUUAUGGUUUUUGGUACUCUGUCUUUGGGGAUCAGGGGAGGGUUACCUGAUAUUUUCGUUUAGAGUUACAAAAGAUAUUUGCACACUAUAUUUUGAUUGUUUUUUGUACCAAAGACACAUGCAACGAAACGGCGACCAGCCAGUUAAAGUAAGGUUUUGCACAGCUUACCUGACGCCGUAUUGAAUGUAAGAAAUGUGGGAGGGUCAGGGAACUUCAUAGAACUGUGAAAUUAGCUUGGGUCCAAUUCUGUACAGAAAAGGAACAUUCAUUCAUUCUUUUUCUUUUUUUUUUUAAAUCUAAAAUUUUACCCCAUCUGUGGGCUUCUCCAGUAAAUUUGUUGCUUAGGAAGCACUUCAUUCCUGAACUGAUUCCUCUCUCCACAUGCUAAUUGUGUUAAUGGCUCUAUCUAGGACAAAAACCAAGAGCACUAGUAGAUAAGCUAUGUUACAUUAUUGCUUGUUUGUCAAAAUGUCACCAACAAUAACCAAAAUGUUAUGUUCCUGUAUCACUUGUUUGAUUUCUGUAUGUAGAAGAGGUCUAGUUCAUCAUCAAAAUAUUAACUGAAUUGUGUUUUAAAGUACUGUAUAUAGAAACAUUAAUGAUAUAUCUAUCAAUGGUGAAAUGCCACUUUUCAUGACAAUUGAUUAAUUUUUAAGCAUGACACAUUUCUAAAGCCUUUCCUUGCAUCGAGAAAAGUAGAGCAAAACCAGAAAAACCAAAAAAAAAAAAAAAAAAAAAAGUUCUUGUUAUAUUUUUGUAUUUUAGCUGCCUGCUAGCUUUCCUGUUGGUUUUCAUCGGCCAGAUUCUCCAGGUGGAGAGAAGGAGAUGUGGAGGAAGGGAGGAGAAAGAUCUUAAAAAUGCAGCCAGUGAAUCUGAUAGUUUAAAGUGACACUUUGACCCCUUCGGUCUCCUUUGCUGGCUGAGUGAAAUAUGGAGAAUCAGGAUUGGAUUUAUUUAAAACACAAUGCAGCAAAGCCAUGGUCUAGUUUGAGGUCUAGUCUAUAAAGAGAAUGAGGACAGGCUGUCUUUAGUGCAGACAGGGACAUGUCCAGUAAAGCAAGAAACUCAGAGGACAACAGUGGGGAGAUGAGGAACCAUAGACGCUGUAAGAAAGCCAAAGCCAUUUGAAUCUGUCCCAGACUGAUCUGGAUUCAGCACUGUGUGCUGUCAUUCAGAUUUUCACAUAUAUUCCCUUUUUAACCGUGAAGCUGGUUGAAUUUUUUUAUUUCCAGGGAUUGGCGUUGCUUUCUCUGAGGUUGAAACUGCUGAAUUUUAUCUGCCUGGCCUCGCCUUUGGUCCUCAGCAUAAGUUUGUUCACCAAAACACAGAGUUACAAAUUGGCAGCGUGUCCAACCUUUAACAAUGCAUGAUGCUUGUAUGCUUCCCUCCCCGCUGCCUGCUCCGAAGAAACACUGCCAUCCCUCGAAAUUUUUAAAAUUCAGCCAGAAGUCAGUCGGUUAGUAAGGAAAUAUAACGAGAAAUAAGAGUUUGACGAGGCUGAAUUCAGGUUUGAGUGAAGUGAAGAACGUAUUCCUUCACGGAAUGAUGUCUGAUGGUGAUGCAGAGCUGUGGUCUUUCUGUAUCGUGUGACUGAAUAACAGCUAGUGCUACAUAUAUAUAUAUAUACAUAUAUAUAUAUAUAUAUAUAUAUAUAUAUAUAUAUAUAUUUUUAUUGUUUUCUGUUUCGUCUAAAAAGGGAGAAAUGGUGCUUUUUCUGAAACUAGAACGAUGAGUAUCCAUGAUUCUUAUUUCACUUCUUAGUCCAGUUGUAGCCUAAUGACUUGCUCUCCCCUACCGUCCAUAGCUAUUUUCUUAGUAGUGAUUAAUUUUUGUAUAUAGACUAUGAGUUAAUAUGUAUCUUCUAAAUGUUAGAUAUAUGUAUAGAAUACUAUAUCUUAUAUGUUUGAAAACAAAAGCACUUUGUCCAAAAAAGGAAAAAAAAAACAAAAAGAAAAGCAUUUUUUUCUUCCAUUUGCUGCUAAAAGGCCUGGUGUGAAUGCUGCAAGUGUACUUGAUGACUACUUGCUAGGAUAGGUCUAUUACCUGACUUGGCUGGGUCUAAAAACUAGCAAGAAAAACGUGUAUAGGUGUGUGGCCUGAUGAGGGUUAGAUCUAAAUGUUUCCGGAGCCAUGUAAUGAUAUGAGGUAUUGUAUAAGAGCGUAUCAUUGCUAGGCUUUGAGAAGCCCACUGUCUUGACGGGAUAAGUCUAUUUCCUGUUCAGGGACUGUGUGGAUAGUGUGUUUGUGGUCUUAAAAAAAAAAAACACAAAAAAACAAAAAAAAGAGGGUUUUGAUUCCAGGGCCCCUACAUUGAUCCUGAUGCUGACCCCCUUGGCGUCAUGAUUCAUUUGCCUUCAGUAGAGGUUUCCUAUGGAAAAACUGAUUCUGCUUUGGCUUCCUCUUCAGGGUGAUGUACAGUGUAGACACAUUUCUCCAGAGAGCUAUAUUGUUAUCAUUUGUAAACUGAUUUCUACUUGUGACUUAAUGAGGAGGGGUUUAGCCUGGGGCGGCCAGGAAGAGCUCGUUUGAAAGAUGUUGUUCCCGGCCGCCUUGGGGGAAGUUACUAUAUCACUGUACUGUAUGGCAAGCCAAUUACAAAUGAAGACUCAAUCCGGACACUUAUUGCCUUCUUAAAUAACUUCGCAUACACACAAAUAAAAACAAUAACAUGGCAGACAGGUCAGUCACCAAGGGUUGUGCCUGAGGUUUAUGACAUUGUUCUGCCACUAUACAGUCAACAACAACAACAACAACAACAACAACAAAACCAUUCAGCCUGAUAGGCUCAAAACAACCUUGACUGAAGUAGCAGACAUGGUGAAAUAUAUCUGAAAAUGGCUUCAAAAGUUCAAACUACUUGUGCUCACUCGUAUCCUUUGGGACGAUGUUUGAUGCAUUUUUUCAGCUAUAUUUUUGCCCAGGUCUGGUAGGGGGUCAACAGUGGUUAAAGGGCUGCUGGUUGACGGCCGGCUGACAAGAGAAGAACGUGUGUUUUGUUGUCGAUCACAUGGCUGGUUCAAGAGAGAGUCCUCACAGGUUUUUACAUUUAACAUGAUAGGCGCAAGCUGUGCAACUUUACAUUCAAACCAGGAGACUCUGUGGCAUUUUAACAGUCAAGGAAAUGAGUGAAAAUCCACGCCAGUAAACCUAUUCCUUUAUUCUUUUUAUUUCUGAUGAUUCUGAUAAAUCCUAUUCAGUCAACUAUUAAGCUAAUAGAGUGUGUAACUUUGUGCUACUCUUGUCCAAUAAAAGCUAAGUGGAUCCAUAAAGCUCUUCUUCAGCAAAUCAGGGUAAUAUCGUUCUUCUAUCUGACAUAUGUGAUGACAUAUAAAAUCAAAAGAAAAUAUAUUUAUGUAUUCCAAUUAUUGUCGCCAUUCUUUACUCUGUACAAAAUAUUGUGCGUGCGUGUGUGUGUGUGUGUUAUGAAUUAUCAAUGUCAAUCAAUAUGGUGCAAUGAUCUCUACACAAACUGAAAAAAAAAGGCCAACAGACUUGUCACAAGAAUUCACACAGGUUUUCUGCUUUCUCCAGAUCCGUACUCAAACAAACACAAACAUUUUCCUUUCACGAAGGAUUUGACUCUGAUUUCCAGCCGUAGUCCAACUGGGGUUUUGUCACGUGGUGCUGAUUACUUUUCUAUAUCCGAGAACUAAUCCAAGAAUGAAAACUGGCAUCUGUAUUUAGAUCCACUCACAGACAACAUUGUUCAUCUGAUUAUUGUCCAAUAACUUAUCAGACAGAGACCCCCACCCCCCCCUCAAUCAUUUUUCACUGAUCUGACUGUCGAUUAAUAGCAUGAUUUCCCUGUUGGACCAAUCAGAAGAAGAUUCACUCUGAUUCUUGCUCUAAACAACAACAGAUGGGUGAUUUCUGUAUUAAUGACUUGUUUGAUCGUUAUCGUUAAGCGUACUGUUACUUUUUGUAAAAGCCAGACUCCUGGAUUUGACACCACUACACAAAAAUGAUGGCGGAUAUUUAUUCCGUUUGAGAGGUUCAAAAUAUUCACCAUAACUGCAAAAUGAUACACAUAUUCUGGUGCAUUAGGAUACUGCUGUUGUUGCCAUGAUAGAAUAAUUUGAUGCAAAUGCAACAUGGUGGUAUAUAUUCAAUUUGCAUAUUCAACCAUCUCCAGAGGAAAUAUUCGGUAACCCUUUGUUUUACAGUCUAAUUUUUGAAUAAUUUCUAAGAGGUUUCCAUGAGAGAACUGCACCAUUUCGAACAAGGAAAAAUAGGGAGGGUGUUAAAUUGAUAUAGUUCCAGUUAAUUAAUUCGUUAGGCAGUGAAAGCAGGUCAGCUGAACAUGCCAAACAUACUAAAUUUGUCCACAUGCAAACAUAAUUGAAAUUUAUCAACCAGUUAGUAUUUCUAUUUAAAAAAAUAAAAAGGUAAUCUGCUCUACAGAGCGUUUUAGCACCUUUCAGCCCAUUGUUUUGGUUUAUUGGCAGCAACUUCAUAGUUUUGCUUCUCUCUCUGCUCUCGUCUGCGUUGUCUGUUUAGCAAACACAGUUAGCAUCUAGCUGGUGAGCAUAGUGUGAGUGUAGCAGCUAAAGAGCCAGAUAUUUCCCUCAGGAGUUAUGAAAAAACUGAGCUAAAAGAGAGUGAAAAUUUGACUUGCAUUCAUCAUGUGGCCAGAAACACGACUCCAAAUGAAAGAUGUUUACUAAGAUGUUCAGCGUAACAAGUUUAAUGAGGUGAUAAUAUGUCAGUGUUGUGUUUACAGUGUGUUGAGGCUGUAAUGGAGCAGUUCUUUCAAAAAUUUUCCUAAUUUCCCUACAACCACUACCAAAAUACUUACAGUACUUGUUAUGAAAUUCUGCAUCUGUAAAAUACGUUUUACCAAAUAUUUUUGAUAAAUUGGAUUUAUAAAAAAAAAAAACCCCCAAAACAAAACAGAAGCUAGAAACAAGCUGACCUCCUGCUGGCUGUGAUGUCAGAGCUCUGAGUCUGGCUUUGAGUGUCUUUCGAGACAUUUCAAUUGUUUUCCUGUCUUGUUCAAACCCUUGUUGCUUGUAAAAACACCUCAUCUCCAGAGGCUGUACGCUUACUACCCUCCACAUUUUUCUCUGUGUAAAUUAGAUACAUACAGAAAUGUACUCACAUGCAUUUGGAAUUGAUGUUUCUGCAUGCCGGUUCCCUGCAUAGAACUGAGAGAAUCAAGUGACGUCUGGAGUUCUUUGCAGAUUGGGAAAUAAUUUGGCCAAUCGUCAGAAAGUGUAUUCAUCGUCACAAGGUUGUUGCACGACUUUUUGGCUCACUGUACUCUCAAGUCGAAUGAUUUCAUACUCGCUGCUAUUGAAUGAGCACAAAGAGACUUUAGAUUUUGGUUUAGGGUGUCGAUGACACAAUAACAGUAUAUUAUUGCCACCACACACACCCCUGAUUUUCUUCACACACUUUUUUUCAAAAAAAGACCAACAGCAUUACUCACCUUGCGCUUGGUUUUUACAUUUACAAUGAAAAAAAAUAUUUUGAAUAUGAUGCCUGCUGAACCAGGUGCCUUAAUCAAAUAUAUGAGAACACAAAUCUGCACCUUCUUUCAGUCUGGAGGGGGUUUCCCUACAGAAACAAUGGGCUGGGUUUCCCAAAACCUAAACUUGAAGUACAACAAUGAAAUGAAAACCUCACUUUAUCCCCAGAUCAAUACAGUUCGUAUAAUAAUCAGCCUUUAACCGCGGAUAAAGGUGUUUGCCUUUUGGAUAGAAAAAUUAACUCUGCAUGGGAGUUCCCUUUUGAAGUAAUACUGAAGAAGAGCAUAAAUGACAACUUUUAAACUAAACUGAUGUUGUUUUGGGAAACCGGGGUCUGUUUUGAACUCUUUCUCUGCCCACUAUGCCACGUUAUUGUGUUUUUCUGUAUUGGCUGCUGCUGCUAUCACCGCUGGUGUGUCCAUGUAGAGAAGAGCAGACUUCCACUGUGUCUGAGGCAGAGGGAGACUCGGGCCUGCUUUUUACCUAGUCAAUUACAAUGCAUUCUUCUUCUUCUUCUUCUUCGGUUUCGACACGGAGCACUGUGUUGCUGCCUCUUGUGACCUUUUUGAGAAAGGAAAAAAAACAAAAAACAAAACAAACAAAACACACACACACACAACAGAACUUUCCGUUUCUUAACUUUGCUAUUAAGAAGUGCCAGACCCUCCUUGAAGUCAGUGUUGGCACUGAGUCGCAGGUUGCGAAUGAAGCGACAAACUGAGCAUGGAGGUAAACUGUGGUGCUAAUCUGUCAGUGGCUGGGUGCUAACAUGGCUGUGUUAAAAAGCUGUAUUAGCCAUAUUAUUCCUUCUGUUGAUGACUCUGGUCAGUCUUGUGUUUCUGACUGCUGCACUGCUGUAUGCUGACAUAGCGAGGUAUAACUCUGCUGCUGCUUUGCUGAUAAAUGUAGACUAGUCUUCUUGUUGUCAGGAUCCAGAAAGAUCAUGAAUGUUGUAUCUUUAUACGGCCGCUGUCCUGCUUGUAUUGUUAAACCUUUUUUAUUAAUAUUAUGGUUUGAUAUUUAUGCUCUGACUCUGUCAAAUGUUGCACGUUUGAAUUUUUUUUUCCUAAAUUAUAUUUUAUUGCCUUUUUUCCCUGAUCCCAGUGUUCAUGCCAUUUGUUUGAUAUUUAUUUGUUGAGUCCUGUAAAUUAACAUGUAAGGAGACAAUUUGUUUAAAGUAGACUUUAUAGCUUUUCCACUGAAGCAGGCUUUGCCACGAGUCAGAGACUUCACAUGAGAUUCACAGACACCAGUUACAGUCACAGUGAAACAUAACGUGAUGUCAUUGACUUUGACAAUAUAUAAAUAAUAACUACAACAGGUAUUUUCUCGUAUUUUCACAUAAAAAUGUUGUUAGAUUUACUCAGAGUACAUCUGUGCAAUCCUGCUACUGCACAUUGCAAAUUGCCGUCGCACAUGCAAAUGGUGAAAGACAAUCAUUAAUUAAUAUUUAAGUAGACAUUAAAAUAAAUAGAUUGGAUUGUAAAACAAUGAAUAGACACUUUGACGAGGCAUUGAGCGGUUGGUCGGAUAAAACAAGUCAACUGAAGACGUCGACUUAGGCUCUGUGAAACUAUAACAGGCAUUUUUUGUAUAUAAAAUAAAUAACUAAUUAAUUAAGAAAAUAAUUGGCCAAUUAAUCGAUAAAGAAAAAAAUAGUUAAUUGCAGCCCUAAAUCAGUUCAAAGAUUUAUUUAUAAAUAAUUAAAUAAAUCAAUAGCUACAAUAAUUUAGAUACAUUUCAAUUAAAAUGUGUAAAAUCAUAAGAAAAUGCCACUAAAAUGAAAGACUUGGAGCUUUUAAUACGGGCAUUAAAAAGUUUCAGGUCGGAGGAAAUUGCUCCACAUGCUAAAGUGAACAUUUGACCUUUCGGACAAUAUAUUUUGCACUUUUUUUUGCCAAGAGUUGCAUGAGAAGAUUGAUUCCUUUCUCAUGUCUGUACAGUAAAUAUGAAGCCACUGCCAACAGCAAGUUAUCUUAGCUUAGCAUAAACACUAGAAACAAGUUUUCUUGAUGCAGACUGAAUCUAAGAUGAAUAGGCUAAAAGCAACACCAGAUGUGUCUAAAAACAAAAAAUUAAUUUUAAGUCAUUGGAAUAAUUUGAAAGAGUUUCGUUGCGACUGAGUAAUUGUUGUCUGUGAACCCCAUGAAGCGUUCUGUCAUUGGAGGUUUGACGCGGUCAGAAGGGGCAGUAAAACCCUAAACCAGGCUCGCUGAGUCAGCAAACACAACCUCCCCUUGACACAACUCUUCUUUUGUCUUGACUCCUCUGGGCUGAGGUUCGGAUGCUCCACAGCCUUGGAGCUCUGGUAAGGAGUCGGCUCGCCUGCUCUCUCUAUCUUUGGUGGGGAAAUUUGAAAAUUCGAUCACAAUCAUUUGAUCGAGUUUUCUGGGAAAACUUCACCACUGCGCCAGAUGAUGUUUAAGCCCCUUUUCUGGGUGCUUUUUUUGUUGUUGUUGUUUUUUCAGAAGGGCUUUGGUUUGCAGUUGUCUCGUCAGGGAGCUCCUGAGAUUAGGGUCUCUAAAGGCUGGUGGGCAGAGACCCCUUACCCUCCUCUGCAAUGAAUUAUGGGGAGGGGUUUCAUUUCCUCUUCUGCAGACUGAUCUGAUUAAAGCAAAUGACAACAACCCACCCUUGAUAAUAAAAACAAAACCCCUCUUUCUAUAUUUACACACGUCCAACUCAUCCAACACCGCAAUGAUUUACAUCUCCUUCCAGACUUGCCAAAAUGCAUUGGGCGAGAGACAUUUAUCAAAAAUCUAAUGUUUAUCCUGAAACAUCUGUUCUGUUUUCUUUUCUUUUUUUUUCACUUUUGAUAAUAACGACAGACAGUAAGAAGAUUUUAUAGGAAAUCCAUACAAGUCCAAACAUGUAGAGGAUGUGUGAGGUAUCGGUCAUGCUGAGCUCCACAGCUACAUGCCAUUGUUAUGAUGCUUCUGGUCUUGUAUGGUAACUUAUUUGACUAGAUCAACAGCAUGGGAUCUUUCUGUAGUUAGUCCUGUGUGUGUUCCUCUCACCAGUCUCAGUAGGAAGGCUGUACUUCAUUGCUAAGUGCUCUAUAAUAGAUCUCUUGGUGAUUAUAAUUUCAUAAAGAAGCAAAACCUGCAGAAAGUGUAUCCUGCUGAAACUAACUUGAUCCUCUCUUUAGCAAUGACGUCUAUAUUUGUAGUUCACAUAUAUGCCUGUUCAAAUACAAUAUCUUGACAGUUGUUAUAUUUAUGUUGUGUAAUAAAUGUCGUGCUGGGUUUAUACUUUUGUUUUAACUAACUUUUUCUUUUACAUGGUUUUUUUUUUUUUCUUGGAGGCACAUUGGGUGGUUUUAUGCACAGGCAUGAAAAUGUUCAAAAUGUUUUUUUGUUUUGGUUUGUACUGUAACAGCUCAUUCUGUUUCAGAGCUUCUGACAGUUUUUGUCUCUGGCUGCUCCACAUCCUGCAGACACCUGCCCUGAAUCUCUGUUGUGUUUUUGUGCCUCUCUCUCUCUUUCUUUUUCUUUCUUUCUUAUUUUUUUUUUCUUUUGAAAUAAUUCUUUCUCUGUUGUAUCAGCCAGGAGUUGGUACCACAGCUUUGCUUGUAACCACAAUAGUCUGAUUAUGUUUAUUGAUUUUAAUAUCAAAAUAAUAAAACCAUUAGCACCCCA
Seriola aureovittata is the source of this 13267-nucleotide messenger RNA. It is a transcript of the gene crebrf, whose product is annotated as creb3 regulatory factor. The transcript is spliced from 11 exons. The record is from RefSeq and is a predicted model, not a curated record. Gene Ontology annotation, biological process: regulation of transcription by RNA polymerase II; response to unfolded protein. Gene Ontology annotation, molecular function: RNA polymerase II transcription regulatory region sequence-specific DNA binding; DNA-binding transcription factor activity, RNA polymerase II-specific. The coding region runs from base 459 to 2630 and encodes 723 amino acids. Gene Ontology annotation, cellular component: nucleus. Lineage: Eukaryota; Metazoa; Chordata; Actinopteri; Carangiformes; Carangidae.